Molecule: messenger RNA, 942 nt
Organism: Helobdella robusta
Lineage: Eukaryota; Metazoa; Annelida; Clitellata; Rhynchobdellida; Glossiphoniidae
Exons: 2
Coding region: 1-942 (313 amino acids)
Biological process (GO): glycosaminoglycan biosynthetic process
Cellular component (GO): membrane
Molecular function (GO): UDP-galactosyltransferase activity
Source: RefSeq, a predicted model, not a curated record
AUGACUGUGACUAAAGAACUUUUUUCACUUUACUUUUGUCCAUUCCCGCUAUUUGACAAUUAUUCGACAAAAAUGUUUAACCGCGCAAAGUUUAACGCAGGUGGGAUCACUCAACCAGAAAACGAUUAUUUAUUAAUUAUAUUAAUUUUAUCAUCGAGAAAAAACGUGGAUCGUCGAAAUUCGAUAAGAUCUACAUGGCUUAAAGAUAAAGAUAACUCGAAAAUAAAACAUUUGUUUGCCAUUGGUCGUUCUGAUAACCAGGAGGAAAACGAGCUGUCAUCUGCAUUACUCAAAGAAAAGAAUAAGUACAAUGAUCUAUUGUUCCUAAAUGUUUCAGAAGAUUACCAUAAUCUUUCAGAAAAGCUGUUAAAAUCUCUAGAUCAACUUUUUAAAUUGUACAGCUUCAAAUUUUUAUUGAAAUGCGAUGAUGACACCUUUACAGUUAUUGAAGCCCUAUUAAAAGAACUGGAAUCAGAAGAUGAAAAAAAGCUGUAUUGGGGAUUUUUUGAUGGGAAAGCUAAUGUUAAAACUAAAGGUAAAUGGAUGGAACAUAAUUGGUUUCUCUGUGAUAAAUACCUCCCUUAUGCAAGAGGUGGUGGCUACAUUCUUUCAUAUGAUCUAGUCAGAUUUAUUAGUACCAACAAAAUGUAUUUACAGUUGUACAAUAAUGAGGAUGUCUCUGUGGGCGUGUGGCUAAGUGCCUUGAACAUUAAAAGAAAACAUGAUCCACGAUUUGAUACUGAAUACAAAUCAAGAGGAUGUAACAAUAAAUAUCUGAUCACUCAUAAGGUAUCCCCUGAAGUCAUGAGAGACCUGCAUCUUAAUUUAAAAACCACCAAUCGAUUGUGCAAAUAUGAAUUUCAAAAAUAUCGAUCGUAUAUUUACAACUGGAACUAUCCUCCCUCACAAUGUUGCAUUCGAAACAAUAGUUUAAUACCAUAA